Molecule: messenger RNA, 234 nt
Organism: Penicillium bovifimosum
Lineage: Eukaryota; Fungi; Ascomycota; Eurotiomycetes; Eurotiales; Aspergillaceae
Product: OST5 family protein
Exons: 4
Coding region: 1-234 (77 amino acids)
Biological process (GO): protein N-linked glycosylation
Source: RefSeq, a predicted model, not a curated record
AUGUCUCUGAACGAAGUCUGGGAGGCAGCCUCCGCGACUCCUUUUGUGCCUCUUAUUAGCAAGGAUAGCCAGUUUACCGUCGGCUUCAACUUACUCCUUAUCGCAUUGAUUACGGCCACACUCUUUGGACUGAAUCGGUCUUUCCUCGGUAUCGCAUCUUUGGGUGUCCCCGCCGCAUUGGCUUUUGGAUUUGGAGCUGUGUUCAUGAUCUGUGCCGCCGGAGUCUACGUUUAA